This is a messenger RNA of Aspergillus thermomutatus, 918 nucleotides long. Its product is annotated as BAR domain-containing protein. The transcript has 5 exons. Gene Ontology annotation, cellular component: cytoplasm. Gene Ontology annotation, molecular function: protein binding. The coding region runs from base 1 to 918 and encodes 305 amino acids. NCBI's taxonomy places the organism in Eukaryota, Fungi, Ascomycota, Eurotiomycetes, Eurotiales, Aspergillaceae. The record is from RefSeq and is a predicted model, not a curated record.
AUGGACAAGUUCCAAGCCUUCGGAAAGAACCUCAGUGCGAGCUUCACCCCCUUCGCUGCGCGCACGCAGCAGAUGAUCAAGGAGCAGUUGGGUCAGGCUGAAGACAAGACCCAGCUCCCUGAUGAGUACAUCGAGCUCGAGAAGCGCGUUGAUGCGCUGAAGCUGGUACACCAGAAGCUCCUCCAGGUGACAUCCCAGUACUCCAACGAGGCCUACGACUACCCUCCCAACAUCCGCGAGUCCUUUAAUGACUUAGGCCGCACCAUCAGUGAAAAGGUCCAGCUCCUGUCGCAGGCCUCUUCCCCCGCCGAGGCCCAGGCGGCCCUGGUCGCCCCUCCAUCGGCCAAACCCCAGCCCAAGACCUUUAACCAUGCCAUCGCCCGCGCCUCUCUGGCUGGCUCCCAGACCCUGGCACAGGUCCAUCCCGGCGAGGACCCGCUGGCGACCGCGCUCGAGAAGUACGCUCUCGCUUCGGAGAAGGUGGGCGAGGCCCGUCUGGCGCAGGACGCUCAGAUCCAGUCGCGCUUCCUGGCUGGCUGGAACACCACCCUGAACACCAACCUGAUGUUCGCGGCCAAGGCGCGCAAGAACGUGGAGAAUGCCCGACUCAUGCUCGACUCGAUCAAGGCCAGGAGGAAGGCGGCUGCCGGCGGUGAUCUGGACAACCUGAGCGAGGAGGCGCGUGCGGAGAUUGAACAGGCGGAGGAUGAAUUUGUCGGGCAGACUGAGGAGGCCGUGAGCGUGAUGAAGAAUGUCCUUGACACCCCCGAGCCUCUGCGGAACUUGGCGGACUUGAUUGCUGCGCAACUGGAAUUCCACAAGAGAGCCUACGAGAUCCUCAGUGAGCUGGCUCCUGUUGUGGAUGGAUUGCAGGUUGAGCAAGAGGCUAGCUACCGUAAGAGCCGUGAGGGUGCUUAG